AUGUCCCUCACAGCACCACCAGUACCUGAGGUCUUUCCGAUCUACUCUGACCUCAAGGGCAAAGUCGCUCUCAUCACAGGUAUCGGACAAGUGGGACCCCGAGAUAGCCCUUUUUGGGGUAACGGUGCCGCCAUCGCACGCCUACUCUUUCGCAACGGCGUGAGCAUCUUCGGUUGCGAUUUGAACAAAGACGCCGCGGAAAGGACUAAGGAACGCAUUCUCGAAGAAACUGGAGAUGCGGUCGUCGAUGUUGUCGCAGCUGAUGUUACGAUAUCAUCGGAUGUUGAAGCAUUAGUUGCAGCCGUAAUGGCACGACACAACAGAAUCGAUAUCCUCAUCAACAACGUUGGCCAGACGACCUCUGGUAACCCGGCCACCAUGUCAGAAACCAUAUGGACACGCCAGAUCGACGUUAAUUUGACAUCCGUAUACCGGCUGUGUCACCAUGUCCUUCCUAUCAUGCAGAAACAAGGCUCAGGCAAUAUUGUUAAUAAUGCUAGUAUCACUGCGCUGCGCUACAUUGGAAAGCAUCAAAUCGCGUACGCAUCUGCAAAAGCCGGUGUUGUAAGGUUCACGAAGGCUUUGGGUGUCAUGUAUGGCAAGGACAACAUCAGGUGUAAUUGCGUAGUCCCAGGCCUUAUGUACACUCCUUUGGUUGACAAUUUCGCUAAAAGCAAAGACGACGGAGAUCAGGAAGCUGCUAGAAGGAUACUAGAUCAUAACUGUCCAAUGGGAUGGAUGGGGACGGGGAUGGAUGUUGCGAAUGCGGUCGCAUGGCUGAAUAGUGCUGCAAGCCGUUAUGUGACCUCGCACGAGCUUGUUGUAGAUGGAGGUAUCACGGAAAGUACUGGCACUGGAUUUGUAUCUCAGCUAUAG
Alternaria arborescens is the source of this 876-nucleotide messenger RNA. RefSeq lists its product as hypothetical. The transcript has a single exon. The record is from RefSeq and is a predicted model, not a curated record. Gene Ontology annotation, molecular function: oxidoreductase activity, acting on the CH-OH group of donors, NAD or NADP as acceptor. Lineage: Eukaryota; Fungi; Ascomycota; Dothideomycetes; Pleosporales; Pleosporaceae. The coding region runs from base 1 to 876 and encodes 291 amino acids.